AUGCGAAGCUGCAUCAACGCAUGGAUCGUGGUGGCACUUGUGGUUCCUGUGCUUCUCUCUCUCAGAAACCCACGAGGAGAAACUGACAACAAUGAAAUCCAAACCACUUCUUCUUCUUCUUCUUUCUCUGAUUCCUCUUCCUUUUCAGUGACUCUUGCAAACACCUUUCCCUUUAACCAAAGGAUUCGUGAUGGUUCCAAUCUUGAGUAUGAUUUCUAUAGGAACACGUGUCCCCAAGCAGAGGACAUUGUUCGUUCUGCGGUUACUCGCGUCUUCUUUGAUCACAGGGACGUUGCCCCUGCUCUUCUACGUCUCUUUUUCCAUGAUUGCUUCGUCCAGGGGUGUGAUGCUUCCUUGCUGUUGGAUGAAAACAAUGGCGAUAAAAACCGUUCGGUUGAGAAGCAGGCUGCGCCAAAUCAAACCUUAAAAGGGUUUGAUAAAAUUGACUUGAUUAAGGAGGAAGUGGAACAAGCAUGUCCUGGGGUUGUCUCUUGUGCUGACAUACUUGCUCUUGCAGCAAGAGAUUCCGUUCUUUUGGCUGGUGGGCCUUUCUAUCCAGUUUUAACAGGCAGGAGGGAUAGCCCUCAAUCGUUUUUCGCAGAAGCCACUGAUCAGAUUCCCAGACCUGAUGAUAGCGUUACACGCACGCUGCGUCUCUUUAGUCUCAGAGGAUUUAAUGAAAGAGAAACAGUUAGCCUUCUUGGAGGACACAACAUUGGGAAAAUUGGUUGUGAUUUUAUUCAGCAAAGGCUAUACAACUUUCAAGGCACAGGGCAACCAGACCCAAGUAUCCCUCUUGAUUUCCUGAGUGAAAUGAGGCAAAACUGCCCAGACAAAAGGAAUUCAAGUAGCAGUAGUGAUGAUGAUGAGUUUGUGAUUUCAAAGAGAAUGAGUAGUAUUGGUGUUCACUCCAACACAGGGAUGUCAUACAUGCAAGCAUUGUCAAGUUCAGUGUCAUCUGGUGCAGCAUUUGACACUCACUAUUACCAAAGCUUGUUAAGAGGAAGAGGACUUUUGUUUGCUGAUCAGCAGCUUAUGGCAGAAGAGAAGACAGCUAAGUUGGUUUCUGCUUAUGCUUCAGAUGAUGGAUCAACCUUCCGCAUGGACUUUGCAAGGGUUAUGUUGAAAAUGUCUAAUCUUGAUGUUUUGACUGGACUUCAAGGUCAGAUUCGUCUCAAUUGCUCCCAACCUUUGAGCUCUUAA
Messenger RNA from Abrus precatorius (Indian licorice), 1203 nucleotides. RefSeq names its product putative Peroxidase 48. The transcript is spliced from 4 exons. Gene Ontology annotation, molecular function: peroxidase activity; heme binding. Gene Ontology annotation, cellular component: plasmodesma; plant-type cell wall. Lineage: Eukaryota; Viridiplantae; Streptophyta; Magnoliopsida; Fabales; Fabaceae. The record is from RefSeq and is a predicted model, not a curated record. Bases 1 to 1203 code for a protein of 400 amino acids. Gene Ontology annotation, biological process: hydrogen peroxide catabolic process; response to oxidative stress.